Messenger RNA from Chironomus riparius, 1892 nucleotides. The record is from the annotation of a GenBank genome assembly. NCBI's taxonomy places the organism in Eukaryota, Metazoa, Arthropoda, Insecta, Diptera, Chironomidae.
AGUUAUAACUUUAAACACUCAGGGAUAGUAUUAAUAAUUGCUAGUUUUAAAUAAAUUCACAAAAUUACAAAAAACUUACAUCAAAAACAAAACAUUGGACUUUGUUCGUAAACAAAAUGAAUCUUGUUAUAACAUUUUUCGUCAUUUUCAACAUUUUGCUUGCUAAUGGCCUUGAAUAUCAACAUAUUCAACCAGGAGUGGUGGUGGAAGAUUAUGGAAAAGUUGGAAUGAUUGACGAUUAUUUUCAUGUUGCAUUUAGAGUGAAUUUUACUGCAUUUUAUCUAAAUGAGUUUUCUGAUCUCAAAACAUCAGUGACAAAACUAUGUUCAGAAAUAAAAUGGAAGUUAAAGGAGGAACAUCAAGUUUGCAAGGAUCAACUCGUUGAUUUCCAUCAAAAUUUCAAAGACAAAUCUGAAGAAUUAUUGAAAUCUUUAGACACAAAAGAUCAGUUAAACAGCAAUUCAUACAAACUUUCGGAUCUAAACAAAAUAAAGCACGGAGAGCAGGACCAUGAGCUCGACAAGAUGAAAAACUUAGUCGUUUUGGAUUUCACUAAUGACAUAUUCCCAAAUAUUAUUGAGGAUGCUACAAGUUUAAUCAAAUCAUUAGAUACAUUGAGAGAAGUUGCAACAUCAAUGGAAAAUGACAUUGAGCCUGUCGAUGAAAAGAUUAAUCAGCAUUUUGAUAUUUUAGAAAAAUUUAUGGAAUCUUGCAAUGAAUAUUUGUUGGAACUAGAAACGAUAAUAAGUCAAGCACAAAAUCAUAAAGUCAAUUACAGACUUUUGAAAAAUAUAUUGUUAAAGGAUGUCCUGGAAGGAAAACUGAUCACAAAUAAUGUCUAUCAUAUUAUUGAUUUAAAUUCCAUUACUGCAAAUAAUGUCGCGGAUAUUGGACCGAGCAUUGGAUCAACUACAAUUCAAUCAAUGAUCAAAACAGCUGUUUAUAAGGAAAAUAACAUCCCAUACAUAAUAAUGUCCUUACCAUUGAGUAGAGUACAAAAUGUUGAAAGUUUAAAAUUAGUGAAGCUCAAACCGAUACCAAAAUUAGAAAAAAAUAUUUUAACAUUUAUAAAAGCAAAUCCUAACUUUUUUAUCCACAACAUAGACUAUGAAAGACCACAUUUCUUCGUAGAAGAUCUUAAUUGCUGUUAUAGAUAUAAUGGGAAUUUUUAUUGUGAUUAUUUUAAUAAGACUGAAGAAUCCUCAACUGCUUGUGUCUCAAACGUUUUUGAAAUUAGAACUAAAGACUUUUGUAAAUACUAUGGAUGCAAAAUGGUUUAUUUAGAGAACUUUGGUUCCAAUAUCAUUGAAUUGCAAAAGAAAUAUUCAUACAUUGUCGUAACACAGACACAAAUUGAUGCUGAAUAUACAGGAGGAUCAUUUAAAAACAUGAAAUUAGAAAUUCCAACGGGUUCUUCGCUAAUUCACAGUAAAAUUCCAAUAACAUUAAAACUUAAUAAUAUUGAGUUGAAGUUUGAAAAGGAUAUUAGUGGAAAAGUGCUGUAUCCACGUGACUUUGAUUUUUAUUUUUAUGACGUUUCAACUGCGAAAGUUGACCAGAAACCUGACUCUGAAUUAGACUUAGGUCGAAGCUUUUCAACGAUGGAUGUAGUAACAGUUGACACAAUUUAUAAACUUUCGACAAAAGUUCCGAGUCGUAAAAAAGAGUUGAAAAAGGAAAAUGAUGAAACAUCUACUUCAGCACCUAAAGUGAUCAAAAUAAUUCGUUAUCAAGAGCCACUUUACAUUGUUUUGACUAAAAUUUUAUUGACUGCUGUAUGUCUUACUGUUUUACUUCUGAUUUUCUUUAAAUAUGUAUUAAAGUAUAAGUUUGUAGUUAAUUUGAGAGCAAAGGAAGAAAAAGAACCAUUGAAGGAAAAGAAUGAAAAAUAA